Molecule: messenger RNA, 657 nt
Organism: Meloidogyne enterolobii
Lineage: Eukaryota; Metazoa; Nematoda; Chromadorea; Rhabditida; Meloidogynidae
Source: the annotation of a GenBank genome assembly
AUGUUUGGUGGUUAUCUAAAUAUGGUCAUGUCUCUACUAUUUUUGGAUGUUUUUGUAUUUUCCCAACAAAAUGAGAAGAGAAAUUUAACAGCAACAACAAAUAAUAUACCCAAAAUAGUUAGGCAAAGACUUCUCGAAGAUGCACUUCUUCCUUGUAAUUCUUCAAAUGGAACGGGUCUGGAAUUAAUUGAAUGGUGGUAUAAACGAAUUGGUGGAGUUUAUAUUGGAGCUUUUAAUGCUACUUCAAGACAUGUACAUACAAACUGGACAAAGGAUGGAGCUUACCAAAUAGCAGAAAAUGGAAGUUUAAUAAUUCACAAUGUUCGUAGGGAACUUGUUGAGAGAUAUGAAUGUCUUUUAAAAUUUUUAAAUGGAAACCAAACAAGAGAUUCAGUCCUUCUUCGUCUAGACUUUUCUUUUUGGUACGCACCCGAACCUUUUUCACUUUUUUAUGGUUCGUGUAUAUUUGCUUUGAUUUUCUGUGUUGCUUCUUUUCUUUUAAAUAUUUUUUGGAUUUUGAUUCGUUGGAGUGUUUUGAGUUGGAUUAAAAGGACAGGUUUGGGUUUAAAUUAUUUAAAAAGUUGUGGGGAAACAAGACUCUAUUUUUUCUAUUUUUUAAAAUUUGAGGUUGGGAUCGAUAAUUUAUCAGUUUUUUGA